AGGAACCUCGGGAGCAUCCGGAAUGUCAGCUUCCCCAGCGUAGGUAAGGGCCUGGCUGGGGUAGCAACUUCCGUGAGCGCUGGCCUCGUGACUGGGGACCCGCUCCAUGGCUCCGCCUGUCCCACGGCAGGGAAAAAAUAUGCAAAUUAUGGAGAAGAGGAGGAUAAGGAAGACGAUAAAGUGGAUUUAGCAGAAAAUUCCCUUUUAAACAAGCUUAUCCGGAACUCUCUGGUAGAAUCCAGUCAUCAUGUUGAAGUCCUGCAGCGAGAUCCCAGCUCCCCUCUCUUCUCCGUAAAAAGCUUUGAAGAGCUGCACCUGAAGAACGAGUUAUUACAAGGGAUUUAUGCAAUGGGCUUCAACAGGCCGUCCAAGAUCCAGGAGACAGCCCUUCCUAUGAUGCUGGCUGACCCUCCCCAAAACCUGAUUGCGCAGAGCCAGUCAGGGACAGGAAAGACGGCAGCUUUUGUCUUGGCCAUGCUGAGCAGAGUCAAUGGUGCUGAGAAGUCCCCCCAGUGCCUCUGUUUGUCUCCGACCUAUGAGCUGGCCCUGCAGACUGGACGAGUGGUUGAGAAGAUGGGAAAACUUUGUGUCAACAUCAGAGUUACGUAUGCUGUCCGAGGGAAUAGAAUUCCAAGAGGUACCAAGAUUGAAGAACAAAUCAUCAUUGGAACCCCAGGAACUGUCCUAGAUUGGUGUUUCAAGCUGAAGCUGCUGGAUGCCAAGAAGAUCUCUGUGUUUGUACUGGAUGAAGCGGAUGUCAUGAUAGACACACAGGGCUUCCUAGACCAGAGUGUCCGCAUUCAGAGAACACUGUCCAAGGACUGCCAGAUGCUCCUCUUCUCAGCAACCUUCGAGGAAGCCGUGUUGCAGUUUGCGGAGCAGAUCAUUCCGGACCCCAACAUCAUUAAACUCCGCCGAGAGGAGAUGACCCUGACCAAUAUCAGGCAGUUCUACUUCCUGUGUGAGCACAAAGCCGACAAGUACCGGGCACUGUGCAAUGUCUAUGGCAGCAUCACUGUUGGCCAGGCGAUCAUCUUCUGCCAGACGCGCAGAAAUGCCAAGUGGCUGUCACUGGAGCUGACUCGGGAUGGGCAUAAAGUGUCUGUCCUGAGCGGGGAGCUGACAGUGGAGCAGCGGGCAGCGGUAAUCCAGCGGUUCCGUGACGGGAAGGAGAAAGUCCUUAUCACCACCAAUGUCUGCGCCAGAGGCAUUGAUGUGAAACAGGUCACGAUUGUUGUGAAUUUCAACCUCCCGACAAACCUGUUGCAUUAUCUGGACUUUGAGACCUACCUACACCGCAUAGGACGAACCGGUCGUUUUGGGAAGAAGGGUCUGGCCUUCAACAUGGUGGAGAGACACAACUUACCCCUGAUACGCAGCAUCGAAGAGCAUUUCAUGCUGAUGGAACCGACCAGGGGCCAUGUGCAAUUUGACCUGCUGCUCUCAAACAGGGAGGAGCUAGUAGGGGAAGUAGAGGUGGGUGACAACCGGGGAAGAAGUGAUCAAGAGAUAGUAGAUUUCAAGAUCCUGACCAAAGAAAGAAAAUAG
Molecule: messenger RNA, 1548 nt
Organism: Pelodiscus sinensis (Chinese soft-shelled turtle)
Lineage: Eukaryota; Metazoa; Chordata; Testudines; Trionychidae
Source: RefSeq, a predicted model, not a curated record